Molecule: messenger RNA, 528 nt
Organism: Quercus robur (English oak)
Lineage: Eukaryota; Viridiplantae; Streptophyta; Magnoliopsida; Fagales; Fagaceae
Product: probably inactive leucine-rich repeat receptor-like protein kinase At5g48380
Exons: 1
Coding region: 1-528 (175 amino acids)
Molecular function (GO): protein binding
Source: RefSeq, a predicted model, not a curated record
AUGGGGCUCAAGGGAGAGUUCCCCAAAGGCAUUGAGGACUGCAGGGAACUUGUAAACUUAGACCUUUCAGGUAAUGAGUUUUCAGGAUCAAUCCCAUCAAGCAUAGGAAAUUGCUCUUAUCUGGGGGUUCUUAAACUUGACAACAACAAGCUAACAGGUCAAAUUUCUCAGCAACUCAGCCAACUCAAGAAUCUUAGAAUCUUUAGUGUUGCUGACAAUCUCUUGUCUGGUCCAGUGCCAGAGUUUGUCAACAUUAAUAUUACACGUGAGAGCUAUGUAAAUAAUAGUGGACUUUGUGGAGGACCUUUAGAGUACUGUAAGAAGCAUAGAUGGGAGUUUGAAGUUUCUUUCAGAAGUGGGUUUGUGGUUGGUUGCGUUUUUACUGCUACUUUGUAUACACCUUUUUUCAUGUACUAUAUUAAUCUUAGGGUUGGUUUGAAGAUGAAGAAUCACAAUAAGAUGAUGUCAACAACAAAGAUGACAACUUUACUGGCAAGGAGGACGAACAUAACAAACCUUGUUCUGUGA